GUCUAAUAUGGCGGAAAUUUUUUUAAAAAAAUCGUUCGGUAUCGCUUGAAAUUUGCUACUUGGAGGUUUUUUGGAAUGCUGACAGUAAAUAUGAUGUUAUUUGUUCAAAAUUUAAAAUGGUGGAACAAAUAUGGCGGAUAUAUUUUUUUAAAUUUGACGGUUUUGCUUGAAACUCGUUGUACAGGGGUUUUCAAGGUCGCUGAUUACGAAUCUGAUAUUAGUAAAUUGUAUUGAUUUUUAAUUUUUCUGUCCGCCAUAUUGGAUCAGACAUUUUAAAUUUUGAAAAACUUACAUCAGAUUCGAAAUCAGCGACUCCGAAUACCCCCGAGUAACAAUUUUCAAGCGAAUCCAAACGAUUAUUUAAAAAUUCGUCCGCUAUUUUGGAUCCGCCAUUUUGAAUUUUGAAAAACGGACACCAUAAUCUUUGGGUGUUUUCGACGUCGACGCUCUGAGUGUUCUGAAAGUGUUAAGUGGUAAUCAACCAAUAUUAAAAAUUAUGAUUAGCCAUAACUUAUUAUGAUUGGCUAAAGCAUGCUAAAAGUGACAUGUUUGUGAUACGGGCUGCAGUUUUAGGUGUUGUGCACAAAAAAAGGUGUGUUAUUUGCAUGUUUUAUUUGAAAUUGGAUGCGUUCAGGCUGUGCUUGUGCUCUGAUUUCUCAAUCUUGUUUAAUAAACCGAGCGUGUUUUCAGAGUGCGAAAGUAAAUAACGGAAAAUUUUCAAAAAUGGCAAAUUUAAACCCUGAAGUCAAUUACGUUAACGCUAUAGGAAUUGUACAAAAUCUUGUUGAAAUGUUUUUUGACGAUGAUGAUGAUGAUGAGGAAAUCAUUAUAUUCAUUUUAAAUGGAAAAGAGAGUCAUAAUAAAAUUGUAGGUUACUUUGAAGAUGUAAUUGCGAUGUAUUCGCUAUCAGACUUCAAAUACCAUUUCCGGAUGUCGCGAAAUACAUUUGGAGUUUUUUUGGAAAUUUUAGCUCCCUCGUUAAUUGGAGCAAUGAAUGGUGGACUUGCUACAGUACCAAUAGAAAAGCAAUUGUGCAUAGCUAUGUGGUAUUUCGCCAAUCUGGAAGUUUAUAGAUCGAUAGCAGAUCGAUUCGGAGUCUCGCAAAAUACAGCCUGGAGAUGUACUAUUCGAAUUGCGAAAGUCCUAAAUCGAAGAUCUGCAGAAUUCAUACGAUGGCCUCAAGGACAAGAGAUCAUAAAAAACCAGCAGGAAUUUUUUGAGAUUGCUGAUUUUCCUGACAUUAUAGGAGCAGUGGAUGGUUGUCACAUUAGAAUCAAUGCCCCUUCAGAGAAUCCUGAAAGUUAUGUGAAUCGCAAAGGAUUCCAUUCUCUGCUUUUGCAAGGCAUCUGCGAUGCCAGGAUGCGUUUCAUAGAUAUAUACACGGGAAUUUGCGGCAGUGUCCAUGACGCCAGGGUCUGGACCAUGAGCGACAUAAGUGAAGCCAUUGAGGAAAACAUCGAGGAAUUUUGUCCUCGAGGGUCCCAUAUCAUUGGUGAUUCAGCCUAUGGUAUCAAACCAUACUUAAUGACUCCGUACAAAGAUCGAGGUUUCAUGACACCUGCGCAGAGGAAUUUUAACAGAAUUCUUUCCCGUGAGCGUGUUGUCAUCGAAAGAGCGUUUUGUUUGCUCAAAGGCCGCUGUCGGAGAAUGAAGCAAUUAUAUUUGCAAAAUGUCAAAUAUGGGGCCCUCAUUAUAGCUGCCUGUUGUGUUGUUCACAAUGUGUGUCUAGAUGUAGAGGACGAAGUAAAUGAAGACAUAUUAAGAGAAGAAGACAACAUUGAUGACGACGACGAUGGUGAUAAUAGAGGCAUUAACGUUGGCGCUAAUAAUGUCCGUGCUAAUGCUGAAGCAAAAAGGCUUCAUCUUUGUGAAAUGUUCAUGGCAGCAAGGAGGCGAUAAACGUAUUCAAUCACGACUAAGAGAAUGGACCAGUGACAUUUUCACAUCACAUUUCAUGCGAUGCAUUAUUUAUUGGAAACCACAUAAAAAGAUUCUUUUUUUUAUUGUGGCUGACAUGGGUGAAAAAACGAAGUGUAAAAAUGUAAAUUUAAGACUUUAAGAUAUAUAUUUUAUGUUGUUAAAUAAAAGAAUUGCGAUUUUAUAUAUAUAUAUAUAUAUAUAUAUAUAUAUAUAUAUACAGAUGGAAAAUGUACAUCUGGAAAAUUAGAAUUAUUCUAAACACGAAUCAAAAUUGUUGUGCUUCAUAUUUGAAAUUACUUGUAAAACAAGAUAAUAGGAUUUUCUUGUUCAAUAUUUUUUCCGCGUUUUACCCUCUUAUUUUUUCCUUCGACGC
Leptopilina boulardi is the source of this 2293-nucleotide messenger RNA. Its product is annotated as putative nuclease HARBI1. Lineage: Eukaryota; Metazoa; Arthropoda; Insecta; Hymenoptera; Figitidae. The coding region runs from base 625 to 1899 and encodes 424 amino acids. The record is from RefSeq and is a predicted model, not a curated record. The transcript has 3 exons.